UAAACAAAAUUGAUUUGAACGAAAGGAAACCCUAAUUUGGAGAGCUGAUCAAAGGGGGGGUCCCGAUUUGUAAAGAAAUCCAAGGAAUUGAACCCAAGAUACGAAAAAGCUAACAUCCAAUUUGAAAAUUCCUCAGUUCUUAGUCAAAAUCAUUCUCGUCGUUACUGAGGUUAAUGAGAUUCAUCUGGCAGAAAGGGUAAAAUCGAAUUCCAUUCACAUUUGAACGAUCCGACACGACAUCUCUUCUCGUCGUCAAUUCCAUAUUCAUUCGAGUUUUUAUUUAUGAUAAUAUAUAUAAAUACUUUCGAAUGUGAUUCCCCGAGAUUGAGAGUAGAGCGAAGGCGUUUUUGCAGUUUGCAGUAAUCUGCGCCUCGGAAACGCAAAAAUUCUUGCAGGAGGAUCCAAAUCUCGACUCUGCGGGAUGGGUGAGAAGGCCCGGCCCGGCCCGCAUGUCUGGUUCUGAAUAGGGGAAAGUGGAUUCGAUUCGCUUUUUAGCUUUUUAGGGUGUUUUUAAAAAUGGAGAUUCGGAAGAGGGAAACUGAUUGUAGCAGCAGCAGCAGAGCGAGCUGUGCGAACUCUUUGUGUUCUUCACUCCAAUUGAGUUCUUCUAAUGGUGAAUUGGAUUUGGAGCUAACGAAGAAGAAGAGUAGUUCAGAAGUGUUAUUAUUGGAGUCGGAGAUGAUGAAGGAGAGGUUUGCGAAGCUGUUGCUGGGCGAGGACAUGUCAGGAGGUGCCAAGGGAGUCUCCUCAGCCCUAACCAUUUCCAACGCCAUAACCAAUCUCUGUGCAUCUGUGUUCGGGCAAAUGUGGAGAUUGGAGCCAUUGCCAUCGGAGAAGAAAGAAAUGUGGCGAAGGGAGAUGGAUUGGCUUCUCUGCGUUAGCGAUCAUAUCGUCGAGAUGAUACCUUCGUGGCAGACAUUCCCUAACGGCCAUAAACUCGAGGUAAUGACAUGCCAGCCUCGAUCCGAUCUGAGGAUCAACCUCCCUGCACUUGCAAAGCUCGACAACAUGCUACUUGAAAUCUUAGAUAGUUUUAGUACAGACACAGAUUUUUGGUACGUCGAUCAAGGGAUAGGAACCCCGGAAGCCGACAAGCGACAAACGGACAAAUGGUGGCUUCCUGUGCCACGUGUACCUCCGGGAGGCCUUCCCGACGGCGAAAGAAAGAAACUGCGACAGAAGCGCGAAUGCGCCAACCAGAUUCUUAAAGCUGCUACGGCGAUCAACACCAUUGCUAUAGGCGAGAUGGAAGUUCCCGCGUCGUACAUGGAAACUCUGCCUAAGAAUGGCCGAGCUUGUCUUGGGGAUGUUAUCUAUCGUUACGUCACGUCAGAUCAGUUCUCGCCGGAGUGUCUGCUUGACUGCCUCGACCUGUCGUCAGAACACGCUGCUUUGGAAAUAGCGAAUCGGGUGGAGUCUGCGAUCUACGUGUGGCGGGGAAAUAUUCGUCACCGCGAUCAUCAUCAUCAUCAUCAGUCGUUGUCGCAUCUGAGCCAUUCCUCGAAAUUGUCGUGGGAAAUGGUAAGAGAUCUCAUGUUACACGCGGACAGGCGCGAAUUGCUCGCUGAACGAGCCGACUCCCUUUUACUCUCCUUAAAACUCCGCUUCCCGGGGCUCCCUCAGACAACUCUCGACACCACAAAAAUACACUGCAACAAGGAUGUCGGGAAAUCGAUUCUGGAGAGCUACUCGCGGGUUUUGGAGAGCCUGGCGUUCAACAUAGCCGCAAGAAUCGAGGAUCUACUGUACGUUGACGAAAUCACGAAGCAAUCUUCGUCGUCGUCGGUUGGUCUAGCUUCGACGAACAAGAAGGUUCCGGUUCCGUACACGGUGCCUGCCUCAGGCACUCCCUACCGAUCGGGUUACACUACGCCAAGCUUUUCUCCGGCGAGAGGCGAGAAGAGGACGCCGGGUCUGAGCGGGAACUGCAACAAGUCGGGACGUCGGGGAUUGGGAGUCAGACGGGUCUUGUCGAAUUACCUCGGCGGCGGCGGCGGAGGCGAUGCUGCCAAGGUGAAGAACUGGGAACAUCCCGAUCCCGUUGACGAUACCGACUCCGGCUCCGGCGCCGGCGCGGGUUCGACGGAGAGUGUAAAAGAUAAGAAUGAUCUUGCGACGGUGAUGAGCCGGGGGGAUAAGAAAUAGAGAUGUAGUCUGUAGUUAAGUUAAAUUUGGAAGAGGUUAGAAAUGUGAUGUAGUAAUUUUCUUUAUUUAAGUUUUUGUUGUAUGUAUCUAUGUAUGCAUUUUUGGUGAUUAAUAUGAAAUUUGGAGUGUAGGUUGCAGAUCUGAAAC
Messenger RNA from Andrographis paniculata, 2292 nucleotides. RefSeq names its product rop guanine nucleotide exchange factor 7-like. The coding region runs from base 517 to 2145 and encodes 542 amino acids. The transcript is spliced from 6 exons. NCBI's taxonomy places the organism in Eukaryota, Viridiplantae, Streptophyta, Magnoliopsida, Lamiales, Acanthaceae. The record is from RefSeq and is a predicted model, not a curated record. Gene Ontology annotation, molecular function: guanyl-nucleotide exchange factor activity.